CAACUCAAACCGGCUUCACUGUGGAGAAGGCUUCGGUAAAUUUUUGGGACCCUAAAACUAUGGAUGCUUUUCGAGCGGUGGCGUUUUAUACGCUGUUCCUCUUCCUUUGGAAUUUACCCUGUUCCCAGUCAGCUGCUAUUAUUUCUUCCUCUGGUCCGAAGAGGAGCAAGGGAACCAGGAACCCACAUGAUGGACAAAGGUCAUCCAAAUUUCUUAAAGAAAUCCUCGCAUCUUCUCCGAGCUUAAGCCGUCGGGAGGACUUCAGAAACGCUGUUGUACCGCACGACUACAUGAUCUCCAUAUACAGGACGUACUCUGCAGCUGAAAAGCUAGGACUUAAUGCAAGUUUUUUCCGCUCGUCAAAGUCCGCAAACACCAUAACGAGUUUUGUGGACAGAGGAAAAGACGAUCUCUUGCACUCUCCUUUACGAAGACAAACGUAUCUGUUUGAUGUCUCAACCCUUUCAGACAAAGAAGAGCUGGUUGGAGCUGAAUUGAGGAUAUUUAGAAAAGCGCCCGGGGAUUUCCUAAUGUCCCCGCCAGGUCUUUACAACAUUCAUUUACUCUCUUGUCGAUCAGAGAAGUUACUGGACUCCAGAUCCCUUGAUGUUCAGGAUUCCCAAAAGCCAGGAUGGGAAGUUUUAGAUGUUUGGGGAAUGUUUAAAAACCGACAUCACACAACACAGGGAAACCAGUUAUGCCUUCAGCUCAAAGGCACAUUUGGGCAAUCAGACUCGGAAACAGACUUAAGGCAUCUGGGCUUUGGCAGAAACGGACGACCCCAGCAAGAAAAAGCUAUCCUGGUGGUUUACACGAGGUCUAAGAAGAGGGAAAACUUGUUCAAUGAGAUGAAAGAGAAGAUCAAGUCGAGGGGUUCGCGGCGGUCGGAGGAGGAGGAGGGUAGCCUUCAGUUUAAAGCUAGGCGCCGACGGAGAACGGCACAGAACAACCGCCAUGGGAAGAGACAUGGGAAAAAGUCGAAAUCGAGGUGCAGCAAAAAAGCUUUGCACGUGAAUUUCAAAGAGCUAGGGUGGGAUGACUGGAUCAUCGCCCCCCUGGAUUACGAAGCGUACCAUUGUGAGGGCGUGUGCGAUUUUCCCUUGAGGUCGCACCUAGAGCCAACAAACCACGCCAUCAUUCAGACUCUCAUGAACUCUAUGGACCCUAAUAGCACACCGCCAAGCUGUUGUGUACCUACAAAAUUGAGCCCAAUCAGUAUACUUUACAUAGACUCUGGCAAUAACGUCGUAUACAAACAAUAUGAGGAUAUGGUAGUGGAGCAGUGUGGCUGCAGGUAG
Chanos chanos (milkfish) is the source of this 1298-nucleotide messenger RNA. It is a transcript of the gene gdf6a, whose product is annotated as growth differentiation factor 6a. Gene Ontology annotation, cellular component: extracellular region. Gene Ontology annotation, molecular function: cytokine activity; growth factor activity. The record is from RefSeq and is a predicted model, not a curated record. Gene Ontology annotation, biological process: BMP signaling pathway. The coding region runs from base 60 to 1298 and encodes 412 amino acids. NCBI's taxonomy places the organism in Eukaryota, Metazoa, Chordata, Actinopteri, Gonorynchiformes, Chanidae. The transcript has 2 exons.